Molecule: messenger RNA, 1072 nt
Organism: Arabidopsis thaliana (thale cress)
Lineage: Eukaryota; Viridiplantae; Streptophyta; Magnoliopsida; Brassicales; Brassicaceae
Product: Thioredoxin superfamily protein
Exons: 8
Coding region: 179-832 (217 amino acids)
Molecular function (GO): oxidoreductase activity
Source: RefSeq, marked reviewed
AAUAUUUUUCAUACGGGUUAUUAGUCAAAGUAUAUGCAAGAAAAAAAUGGAAAAGUUUGGGAUAUAUCAUCGUGCAUGGUUGGUCAUUAUGUGUGUAUCUUUUGAUUUUGACUUGUCUCUCCAUUAAUUAGAGGUUUCACGAUCUUCUUCCUCCAAUCUUUUUCCAGGAAAAGUCAUUAUGGCUGAGUCUGCAAGCAACACCGCUUCAAAAAAGCUCAUUCAAAUCGACGUAAGCUCGGAUUCGGUGUGUCCAUGGUGCUUUGUAGGAAAGAAGAAUCUUGACAAAGCUAUUGAAGCAUCUAAAGAUCAAUACAACUUCGAGAUUCGAUGGCGUCCGUUUUUCCUUGAUCCAUCUGCACCUAAAGAAGGUGUGAGUAAGAAAGAGUUUUAUCUACAGAAAUAUGGAAACAGAUAUCAAGGAAUGUUUGCAAGAAUGUCCGAGGUCUUUAAAGGUCUUGGCUUAGAGUUUGACACAGCUGGUCUCACAGGAAACAGUCUGGAUAGUCAUAGACUUAUACAUUAUACCGGUAAACAAGCGCCGGAGAAGCAACAUACACUUGUUGAGGAACUGUUUAUCGGUUACUUUACGCAGGGAAAGUUCAUCGGUGAUAGAGAGUUUUUGGUAGAGACGGCUAACAAGGUUGGGAUAGAAGGAGCAGAAGAAUUCCUCUCAGACCCCAACAAUGGAGUUACAGAGGUGAAAGAAGAACUGGCAAAGUAUUCGAAAAAUAUCACCGGAGUUCCAAAUUACACUAUCAAUGGGAAGGUGAAGCUGAGUGGUGCGCAACCGCCCGAGACAUUCCAGAGUGCGUUUAAAGCGGCCUCGGCUUGAAACACAAUCAGUGUACUCAAGAGUUGUUGAAGUUUUACAUCUAUGGAGAUUCUCUGUUUCUGUUGUUUGAGCUUUAAGUUAUUGACUUUUCAAAGAAGUUGGUGUAAUAAGAUUUUUCUUUAUUGGUUUGUCUAAUAAUUCAGAGAAGUUGAUUUCAAGCACUCUUCUUCUUCUUGCUCUGAUCUCAAAACAAUGUUCUAGAUAACAAUUUUUUGAAUGAUUCAAACUACUUUUCCUUCC